This is a messenger RNA of Chanos chanos (milkfish), 750 nucleotides long. RefSeq names its product calcium regulated heat stable protein 1 (gene carhsp1). Gene Ontology annotation, cellular component: cytoplasm. Bases 217 to 702 code for a protein of 161 amino acids. The record is from RefSeq and is a predicted model, not a curated record. The transcript has 4 exons. Lineage: Eukaryota; Metazoa; Chordata; Actinopteri; Gonorynchiformes; Chanidae. Gene Ontology annotation, molecular function: mRNA 3'-UTR binding. Gene Ontology annotation, biological process: regulation of mRNA stability.
UUUGAUCGGUGAUAGUGCCAAAGAUAAGCUCAAAAAUAUUCAAGUGAUCUAUCGAGGUAAAGCGAGUUUGAAAAUAACAGGUUUCUGCUCUCUGAUUUCCUGGAGUUUGUCGUCCCGAUAAGUUCACUUUCCUGCUGCUCUUGCUAAUUCCUCGUCGAAGUUGUGUAAAGUGACCUGGGGCUGUGGUGGAAAAACUGAAGACGUCUCUCUGCCGCUAUGUCAUCAAAGACUUCGCCUCCCAUUCAGGCUCCCCGCUCCACUACUCCUCCAGUGUCUCCUGGCUCUCCCCAAUCGCCCGUCUCCCCCAGCUCACUGCGCCUGCCCCCCUGUCGUCAUAGAGACCGCUCCCCUUCUCCCAUGAGGGGCUACCUGAUCCCAAGCCCCUUACCUACACGCCGAAACCGCACCCACUCUGCUACUACACGAGCCGCAGAGGGUCCCGCCUUCACCGGCGUGUGCAAGUGCUUCUCACGCUCCAAAGGACACGGAUUCAUCACGCCAUCAGACGGAGGCAGUGACAUUUUUGUUCACAUUUCAGACAUUGAGGGUGAGUACGUGCCAGUGGAAGGGGAUGAGGUCAGCUACAAAAUCUGCUCCAUCCCCCCCAAACACGAGAAGGUCCAGGCCGUGGAGGUGACCAUCACUCACCUAGCCCCAGGCACCAAACACGAGACCUGGUCAGGCACGGUGGUGAACUCCUGAAGAACAGCUGGAGCAGAACGGACCAUUCCCUACAGGUCUCGGGGGGGG